Molecule: messenger RNA, 2176 nt
Organism: Mya arenaria
Lineage: Eukaryota; Metazoa; Mollusca; Bivalvia; Myida; Myidae
Product: heavy metal-binding protein HIP-like
Exons: 1
Coding region: 145-795 (216 amino acids)
Molecular function (GO): protein binding
Source: RefSeq, a predicted model, not a curated record
CCAAAAGUUGCAGUCCAAUGAAUGAUCGCCAAAGGUAUGAUGGUUGGAUUAAACGAACCAAUCUAUUUCGCACACACAAUGAUGAUAUUAUAUGCCAUAGGUAUAUAAUAGACUUUGCGAUGAUGAAAAACAAUUGUCAAAGACAUGGAAAACAGUGGGUUACUAAGACUUCUGUGUGUAGCGUCGGUCACAUUAAUGGUGCAUGCGGCACCAAGUCGGAGUGUUACUGAUGACAUUGCCGUUUUGAAAGAGAGAAUGGACAGACAGACGCUUGCUACUACGGCUCUGAGGGCGAAAGUCGGCGACCUGGAACAGAGCUUUAGACAAUCACUUAGUUUGACAUCACAGUUAAUUAAAGACGUGAACCAACAGCUUACAGCUAGGUCAACUAGUGUUGCCUUCUUCGCGCGUCUUGACAAAAGCUACGAGAAUAUUGGAGCAUGGGAGACGAUUGUGUUUAAAACGGUGGUUACCAACGAGGGUGGGGCAUACGAUGGAAUAACGGGUGUAUUCACCGCACCAGUGAAUGGGACUUACGUUUUUUAUUCAAAUAUCAUGACGAAAGAAGGAACGUCUAUUGAAACAUCGCUCAAGGUAAAUGACAUCAACAAACUGUACCUUUAUUCCGGAGGACCAACCGGUUUCUAUGGCCCUGGCAGCAAUAUGGCGGUUCUGAAUCUGAACUCUGGGGAUAAAGUUAAGAUGGUGAAACAUGGGCCUUGGGGAUCGGAGCCAUUCUACAUUCAUGUUAACUGGAGUACUUUCUCUGGCUUUCUACUUAAUACAAGCUUCUAAAUUACAAAUGUGUUUUAAAGAAAACAUUGGUUUCAUUUUUUUAUAAUGGUGAACAUCUGUUAUUUGUGCGGUAUUCAGUUGUGUUUUUGUUACGAAAAAUCUCACUAUAAUCAUGUUUAAAUGUUAUUUUGAAUAUAAGCUGUACUAAUAUUUCAAGUGUGCACUAGAUUUUUUAAUAUAAUUUACAAAAUCAUCAGAUUCUUCUUGUCACGCAUCAUCACAGGUUUACUUCAUUUGUGUUUUAAUACAUGUUUGAUACAUCGUUUUGAAUGCAGUCAGGUAAAUAGUCUAUUAUACUCAUUCAAAGUAUUUAUACUAUUUUAGCGUUUAUAUUAAAUACAAUAUACUUAAUAAACAUCAAUAUAUGUAGUGUUAAAUUUAUAGUUCUGUAUCUUUGCUAAUGCUUCUUUUAACAGCAUGCUGUUUUUUAGUAUGCAAUAAUUUUAUAUUUACACCUCUGCUUCCAUUCCUUAUAUGAACUGCCUUUCGGCAAUUGCGUUACUCAAUCGAUGAACGCAACAUCUUCGAAUAUGUUUGGAUCGCAAUUCAUCGCAUAACAAUUUACAUUAAAACUAUUGAUCUUAUUAAUGUUUGUAUUGUGGCAACAGGUCCCGUAGAAUAUAAAUAAACAUUUUAUAGUAUUAUAUUAUUAUAUGAUAAAUGUAUUGUUGCCAUCAUUGUUUCAAUUUUACGUUCAAAAGUGAUUUCCGGUGGUUGAUCUUUUCCCUCGGCAUUGUGACGUCAUUUGAAAAAAAAUGUUUUCGGUUACAUUCGGGUCUUUUUAUUUACAGAAUCGGAAAGAAAGGAUUAGUGAAAGGUUUCCUUAAGUCAAAUGAAGUAUUUUUCUUUACAAUUCUUGAAUGAAAUAAUGAACUACUGGUGUAAAUAUAAGUAAUGAAUUGCGGGAUUGAUGUCAUUAUCGGAGAUAUGAACGCAAUUGUGCUGGUCAAAGUACGCGUUGACUCCACACAGUUUACCCAGCCCAAUUGCGUUCAUACCCCAAUAAUGACAUCAACCCCGCAAUUCAUUCCUUAAGAAUGCUAAUAUGAAAGAUACUUUUUUAUGUAUUUAACAUCCACAUUUGCUCUCUUCUUGUGCUAUUACACUGUCGUUUCACCAUCUCUGUGAAACCUCCACGCAUAUUGUAAGUUGUAUUUGAAUGGUUAUGAAGGUUGAUACAUUUUUAUCUUAAUCAAUGUUCUAUUAUGUGAUAUUAUGUUUCACACUUUUCAAGUAAUUCUGUAAGCAUUAGCGGGUUAUUAAUUGAACGUCGAAUGUUUGUUUAAUAAAAUCAAAUCUUUGUUAUAAGAAGUAACAGCUGUAGAUGUACUUUUCACAUUAGGCAUGUGUUUUUUCUACAAUAAAUGUUUACAUUGAAAAA